AUGGGAAAUGACUUAACAAAAGCUAUCCAGUAUUGCUGGAGAGGAGGUUUCAUACCACAAGGAUUCAAUGCAAUUUUUUUAUUACUUCUUCCAAAAGUCAAGAAUGCAAAGAAAGCUGGUCAGUUUAGACCAAUUGGUUUAAUGAACUUCAGUUUUAAAGUAAUUACAAAGAUUAUAUCCUCAAGAUUUGGAAGUUUAAUACAAAAAAUAGUAUCACCUCAACAAGGAGCAUUCAUAAAAGGUAGAAACAUACAAGAACAAAUUGUUCUUGCUUCAGAAUUGGUAAAUGAACUUGAAAUUAAAAGCAGAGGUGGAAACUUGGGCAUAAAGUUGGACAUAUCUCAAGCUUAUGAUUCACUCAGUUGGGAGUUCUUAUUUCAUGUAAAUGAGGAAGUUUGGUUUUUCAGAAAAAGGAAUCUCUUGGCUUCAUAUUUUGCUGAAAUCUGCAAGAAUAUCAGUUCCGUUGAAUGGUGGACUUGUGGGGUACUUUCAAGUAGGGAUGGGACUCAGGCAAGGAGAAAUGUUAAAAAACUAGCUGCACUUCUCAAAGAUUAUCAAGCUGCACCAGGACAAAUAUUCAAUCUUGCAAAAAGCAAAUGUUUUAUUGGUGGAACUAGUGAUCUAAGAAAGCAACAAAUAGCUGAUGAAUGCAGAAUGCCUCUUUCUACUUUUCCAUACAAGUACUUAGGUGUUAUGCUCACACCUGGAAGAAUCAAAUCUCAACAUGUUUGGAAUUGUGUAGAACAAAUACAAGCAAGCUUAACUGGAUGGAUGGGUAAGCUAUUAUCAUUUCAAGAAAGACUGAUAUUGGUAAAACAUGUGCUCUGUAGUAUUCCCAUCUACAGUAUGUCAGUAUAUAAAUGGCCUCAAAGAGUUUUAAAGGAAUGUGAACAAAUUAUUAAAAAAUUUCUAUGGCCAGGAGACCCUGCAAAAAGAAAGAGUAUUACAUUAAAAUGGGACAAGGUAUGUUCUCCAUUUGAAGAAGGUGGUCUUGGUCAGAGAAGAUUGGAAAUCAUGAAUAAAGCACUCUUUAUGAAGCCUUGGUGGAAAAUGAUGAAUAGUAAAGAAGAAUGGGCAAGAUAUUUUCAAGAAAAAUUCUUAACCAAGAAUGGUGAGUGGAUUGGGUAUCAUAAAAAAUCCUCUAUACUUCCAGGUUUGAAAUGGAUUUCAGAAGAUGUGAAGAACUUCACAAGAUGGAUAGUGGGUAAUGGUGGAAAUAUUUCAGUCUGGAAUGAUACAUGGAUAAAAGAAAAACCAUUGGGUGAAUUAUAUCCAGAAAAUAUAUAUCUUAAUCAAUUCCCAAAUAUGAAAUUUGCAAAUUUAAUAAUUGAUGGAGAAUGGGUUAUGCCUACAGAAUUACUGGAAAUGGUAUCAGUUAAUGAGCUGCCUGUGAUCAGUAUUGUGGAUGACAAAAGAAUAUGGUGUGGCACAAUUACUGGGGAAUUGAUUGUCUCUUCUGCCGUGGAAUGUAUCAGAACAAAGUAUCCUAAAGUGAGCUGGUCAUAA
Papaver somniferum (opium poppy) is the source of this 1506-nucleotide messenger RNA. RefSeq lists its product as uncharacterized. The record is from RefSeq and is a predicted model, not a curated record. Lineage: Eukaryota; Viridiplantae; Streptophyta; Magnoliopsida; Ranunculales; Papaveraceae. The transcript is spliced from 2 exons. The coding region runs from base 1 to 1506 and encodes 501 amino acids.